UGCUCACGUCCCACAUUCUGCUCACCCUUUUCUUCAAAUCAACUCCAUCUUCUCUCCCUCUCUCUGUAAAUUUCUCGUUGCUGAACAAAUCAACAAAUCUUUCUCUUUCAUUAUUGUUUUCUUAGUCCACAAUAUCUCUCGAGCGUUUUUGGGGCUUCCGGUUUUUUAUAUUUUAAGAAAAGUCCCUUUUCAUUGCCAGCCAUGACCGAGGUCUUUCAUUACCCUUCCCAUUUUUCUUACUCGUCAAGGAGAAGCUCUUCCUCCUCUUCUUCAUCGUUUUCUUUUACAGCACUUUCCAGUGAUGGCUUUCUCUUUAUCCCAGCAACUCAGACUCGCUCGUCUACUGUGAGCGAGGAAGGUUGUAAUACGGCGACGUAUUCUGACACUGAGGACGGAUAAUAAUCACCGGACCGAACAACUUCCUCUCUCGGCGCUUCUUGCGACGCCUUUCAGGGAUCCUCGAUUGCUUGUAAGAGUAAUGGGAGGGAUGGAAAUCGGAUGGCCGUCUAACGUGCGCCAUGUUGCGCACGUCACAUUUGAUAGGUUCAAUGGUUUCUUGGGUUUGCCAGACGAAUUCGAACCUGAAGUGCCCAGAAGGCCUCCCAGUGCUAGUGCAACUGUUUUUGGAGUUUCAACCGAAUCCAUGCAGUUAUCGUUUGACUCCAGAGGGAACAGUGUGCCAACAAUUCUGUUAUUAAUGCAAAGACGCCUGUAUAGUGAAGGAGGGUUGCAGGCAGAGGGCAUAUUCAGAAUUAAUGCAGAAAAUAGUCAAGAGGAAUAUGUUAGGGAGCAAUUAAAUAGGGGAGUGGUCCCUGAAGGCAUUGAUGUACAUUGCUUAGCAGGACUUAUCAAGGCUUGGUUUAGGGAACUGCCAAUAGGCGUUCUGGAUUCCUUAUCACCUGAGCAGGUAAUGCAAAGCCAAACUGAAGAGGAGUGUGCUGAACUGGCAAGGAAUCUACCUCCCACUGAAGCUGCCCUCUUGGACUGGGCAAUCAAUCUGAUGGCUGACGUUGUCCAACAUGAACAUCUGAAUAAGAUGAAUGCACGCAACAUUGCAAUGGUUUUUGCCCCUAACAUGACUCAGAUGGCAGACCCUUUGACUGCAUUGAUGUAUGCAGUUCAAGUGAUGAACUUCUUGAAGACACUGAUACUCAGGACGCUGCGAGAAAGAAAAGAUUCUAUAGUAGAAUCUUCACCUGUUUUUUACUUAGAGCCCUCUGAUGAUAAUAGUUACCAUGGCCCCAUACAGUUCUGCCAGCAAGAUUCUGCCAAAGAUAAUGAAGAGGCUCAGGCCUUCACAAUUGAAAAAACUGUCUCCGAACGUAACCCUGCCCCUGAUUCCCUCCAAGAGACUAACUUAACAUCUGGAGGAGAAUCUGGCAGUUUGGUAACCUCUUCUGAAAACCCAGCAUGUCAUGAGGAUUUGUAUUGUGAGUAUCCACCAAAAGGAAAUGUUGUGAAGAGUAAAACAGGCCAAUCCAACAAUUCAAAUUCAAGAAAGGGGUCGAAGAAAACCAGAGACCAGCAACCUACGAACCAAAGAACAACGACUGUUGAGAAAACUAAGGGAACUGGUAAACUGAGUCGCAUAAAUUCAAGAUCUGAUAAGGCAGAACCAUGGCGGUGAAACAAGAACAGCCAUACUGGAGUAAAGUUAUUCUAUAAACAUUGUGGUACUGUAACUUUGUUUGAUUGUUAAAGUGUUUAUUGUAUUGUAUUGUUUCUUUUACUUCCCGGACUCUAUGAAUGCACUAAAUUGUAACGAAUUCUCGAUCUGUUUGUUUACUUGUCUUCUCAUAUUUAUUCCUGAAUGAUCGUUCCAAUGUAA
This is a messenger RNA of Prosopis cineraria, 1828 nucleotides long. RefSeq names its product rho GTPase-activating protein 1. The coding region runs from base 479 to 1627 and encodes 382 amino acids. Gene Ontology annotation, molecular function: GTPase activator activity. NCBI's taxonomy places the organism in Eukaryota, Viridiplantae, Streptophyta, Magnoliopsida, Fabales, Fabaceae. The record is from RefSeq and is a predicted model, not a curated record. The transcript has 5 exons. Gene Ontology annotation, biological process: signal transduction.